CUGCCACUACACACACACACACACCCAAACUGAAUGUCAUUGUUAUUUGUCUCACUGACUGCUGUACAUCAUCUACCCCCCUAAUCUGGGCCCUUCCUUCACACUCCCUCUCUUAUCAGUUUCGUUUCUUCCAUAGACUGACAGGCUGACCUAGUGGCUCGUUUAAAGAGCUGAGCAGAUGAUUCCUCUUCACAACACAACACGGUUCGUCCACCAAUAGCUCUGCAAAAAGAUGGAGAUAUCACUGAGGCCAUACCAGCAGGAGGUGGUUCAGGUGGCUCUGCGUGGGGAGAACAGCAUCAUCUGGCUGCCCACAGGUGGAGGAAAGACUCGCGCUGCUGUCUACGUGGCCAAGAGGCACCUAGAGACUCACCCCAAUGGCAAAGUGGCCGUUCUCGUCAACAAGGUGCACCUGGUGGAUCAGCACUUUCAGAAAGAGUUCCGGCCGCACCUGGGUAGCUCGGUGAAGAUGGUGCCAAUCAGCGGGGACAGUAACGAGAAGGACUUUUUCGGCUGUGUGGUCAGGGACUCGAGCUUGGUCAUCUGCACAGCUCAGAUCUUGGAGAACGCCUUAAUAAACACAGAGGAGAGCAAGCAUGUGGAGCUCACAGACUUCACGCUGCUGAUCAUCGACGAGUGCCAUCACACUCAUAAAGAAGGGGUGUAUAAUAAAAUCAUGGCACGUUAUGUGAGAAAGAAGAUUGAAAGGGUGAAGGGUCUGCCUCAGAUCCUGGGCCUUACAGCCUCACCGGGUACCGGAGGAGCCAAAUCACUGGAUGGUGCCAUCACACAUGUACUGGAGAUCUGUGCAAACCUGGACUCUGUUAUCGUGUCGACUAAAAAUUAUGAGGCCGAGCUUAAAGAAGCCGUCCCCAGACCCAUGAAGAACUAUGACAUUGUGGAUGAGCGGUACUGGGACCCGUUCGGUGAUCAUCUGAAGAUGAUGAUGAAGCUGAUUCACGAGUUCAUGAUGUUAGACAGAAAGUUCACUCUGCGGGAGAUGGGCACUCAGGAGUAUGAAGCUGAUGUGGUGGAGCUGGAAAAGAAAGGAGUACAGGAGCAGAACAGGUUGUUGGCACGGUGUGCUCUCCACCUGCGGAAAUUUAACGACGCUCUGCUCAUUAACGACACUGUGCGCAUGGUGGACGCUCUGAGGCUUCUGGAGGAGUUCUACACCACAGAGACAAGAAAUGUGCUGGACAUCACUGAUGAGUUCCUCACAGGUCUCUUUAAUGAGAACAAAGUCGAGCUGUUGCAGCUUGCUUCCGAAGCAUCAAACGAGAAUCCCAAACUGGAACGGCUGCAGCGCACCCUGGUGGACCAAUUCAAAGACGAGAACUCUCGCGGUAUCAUUUUUGCCAAAACCCGUGAGAUUACACGCUGCCUGUACGACUGGGUGCGUACAAACCCAGAGCUGCGCCGCGCUAACAUCCGCGCUGCUAAUCUGGUCGGAGCAGGAACUGGAGCCACCCACAUGACACAGAGGGAGCAAAGAGACACUAUUAAAACGUUCCGAGAAGGAGAACUCAACCUCCUCAUCUCUACCAGCGUGGCCGAGGAAGGCCUCGACAUCCCAGAAUGCAACGUGGUGAUCCGCUACGGUCUCCUGACCAAUGAGAUUGCACAGCAACAGGCCAGCGGGCGGGCCAGAGCCAAGAACAGCGUCUAUUCAGUGGUGGCAAAAGCAGGUGGGCGGGAGAUGCGCAAGGAGAAGACCAACGAAUAUCUGGAGGAGUUAACUAGUAAGGCGAUCGCUCACGUGCAGAGCAUGGAGCCCGGGAGGUUUCGCCAGAAGAUCUUCGAGCUGCAGCAUGAGGCUGUGACGGCGCGCAUCCUGAUGGCCAAUCAGAGGGAGAGGAGGAGGCUCCGGUAUGACGCGGCCGAGGUGGAGUUCGACUGCCGGGGCUGCUUCACAGCCGUCGCCCGUGGAGACGACAUGAGACUCGUGAACGACACGCAACACAUCAACAUCAACCCUGAUUUUGAGAGGUUCUAUAAGGUUGGAGGGCAAGUUUAUCUGGAACGGACAUUUGAAGAUUGGGAGCCAGGUCGUACCAUUAGCUGCGUUGCAUGUGGACAGAAUUGGGGGAUGGAGGUGAAGUUAAAGAAUUUGGUGUUGCCAUGUCUAAAUAUAAAGGGCUUUUCGAUGAAGACUCGUCAAAGUAGCCGCACAGCCAAGCAGUGGAAGGACAUUGAGUUCCUGGUAGAGGAGUUUGACUUUGUUCAGUACGUGAAAAACCGCUACCCUGACCUCGAACAGGACUGAGCGUCUCUAUGUUCGUCCAGCCUUCAUAGGAACUAUGAGGAAGUCCCGAACACACUCCACCUCAAUUUGUCUUCAUUUUGGCCACCAGGUGUCGCUGUAGCGCAACGUUUCGUUCUCAUUUUUCACAUUCGCAAUACGUGUUUGCGUCUCGAACCACAUCCUCCUGCACCAAGUAGUUCGCAUAUUAUAACCGUCAAGAUAUUUAGUGCAGUAGCAAGCGCUUCGAGACGCAGCUAGAGUCUCUGGGGAGUGAAUAUGCUAAUGCGCUUGAAGCUUGAUUGCCUGAUUAAUUCUAAUUCAUGCUGAUAAAUGUGCAUUCAAAUGCUUGACACCAUGAACAGCUCGUGGUUUUUGCGACUUUCACGAAGACUCGCACUGGCUAGUCCAGAAUGACCUUUGACCCUUGCACUUUUGAAAGAGGCCGCUAUGGACCUCUUUGUGAACUUUGUCUAUUUUCUAUUUAUAUAUGAAAUGAUUUGGAGUAGGGGCAAGCAUGCCACUGACGAGCCGUGUAGACAAUCCAAAUGGAAUCAUAUGUAUAUAUAUAUAUAGUCCGCCUGACACAGCUUCCACUCAGUCCCUGGGUGUCACACCAGGAGAAGGGGGAGCUGGGGUUCACGAGGACUCUCCCGUAGCUUGGAAACAACACUCCACCUUGCUUUGACCCUUGCAUUUUUGAAAGAGGCUGCUAUGGACCUCUUUGGGAACUUUGUCUAUUUUCUAUUUAUAUAUGCAACUUUAUAACUUUAUAACUAUAUAACUUUUACGGUAACCAGUGUGUGUAUCAGAAUAAAGCAUUCCUGAUAACGA
Molecule: messenger RNA, 3076 nt
Organism: Ictalurus punctatus (channel catfish)
Lineage: Eukaryota; Metazoa; Chordata; Actinopteri; Siluriformes; Ictaluridae
Gene: dhx58
Product: DEXH (Asp-Glu-X-His) box polypeptide 58
Exons: 12
Coding region: 233-2266 (677 amino acids)
Biological process (GO): response to virus; innate immune response; positive regulation of interferon-beta production
Cellular component (GO): cytoplasm
Molecular function (GO): double-stranded RNA binding; DNA binding; zinc ion binding
Source: RefSeq, marked provisional